UUCCGCUUCGUCCAGUCGCGGGACUUUUUGCCCUCUGCUCCCGGGUCUCUCAGGCGGGCGCUCCAGUGGGCACAGGCCCAGGCCCAGGCGGCGCUCCCUCCCUCUGCCUUACGCUUUCCAGCAGCCAAGAUCUCGGAAGCUUUGAAGCUCAGCAAAGAAGGUACAUCCAUUGAGAACAGUCUGUAAAGAUGCCCUCUUGGUUCUGCAGGGGAAUUCCUCAACCCAUCCUGAGAAAGUGUCCAUAAAGACAAGGAGGUAUCCCAGGACUACCUGCCUGCCUAUACCUGCCAUAAAAGCUUCGUGCACCCUGCCUUUGGGGGCUCCCAGGAGCAAGCAGUGGUCUGGAAGAUGAACUGUGGUUUCUUGAAGGAAGGAGAAAAUAUUUGAGUCCCAUAACCAACACAUUUACAAGUCACUUCUUAAGACUUCAACUGUGAGGAAAUGUCGUUCAGAUUUGGCCAACAUCUCAUCAAGCCCUCUGUGGUGUUUCUCAAAACAGAACUGUCCUUUGCCCUUGUGAACAGGAAGCCUGUGGUGCCAGGACAUGUCCUCGUGUGUCCACUGCGGCCAGUGGAGCGCUUCUGUGACCUGCGGCCCGAUGAAGUGGCCGAUCUGUUUCAGGCAACUCAGAGAGUCGGGACAGUGGUGGAGAAGCAUUUCCAGGGGACCUCUCUCACCUUUGCCAUGCAGGAUGGCCCCGAAGCCGGACAGACUGUGAAGCAUGUGCACGUCCACGUUCUUCCCAGGAAGGCUGGCGACUUUAGCAGGAAUGACAGCAUCUAUGAUGAGCUCCAGAAGCAUGACAAAGAGGAAGACGCCCCAGCCUCUUGGAGAUCAGAGGAGGAAAUGGCUGCAGAAGCUGCAGUGCUGCGGGUCUACUUUCAGUGACACGUGUAAAUGCUAGGCACGGAAGUAAGACAGACAAAUCCCAAGGCAUAAGGAAAUGGGCCUCAUUUUCUAAGACUCUGCAGCAUUGGAAAUGAAGCUAAGCAGACUUUAUUACAUCCUACAAUUCUGCAACCUUUUGUGAAGCAUUUUAUUGCACUUGUGGAAGCCAUCGGGGUUAUGUUUCAAUCAGGAUGACUGACAGGCUAACUUCAAAACAACAGCAUCCACAGCCCUUCCACACUUUCUUGGCUUGGUACUUAGAAUAGAACCUUUCCUAACUGGUCCCUUGGCUUGAAUAGAAAUAAAAUACUAGUUAAAAUAUUUAUCUCAUGUGUUUGCUAACUAAAAAUUGAUACUUUGGGCUCUCUGAAGGCACGACUGAGGAAGCCAAUCUCGUCAAACUACCGUGCCUCAUGUAAACCAAAGCAGAGAUAUGAAAUGAGAUUUGGAAAGCUUUGGAAAGCUUCAAUUUGGGUAGGUAAGAUAAUAGAACAAGAAAUGUACGACCUUUUCUCAGUUAUAUUCUCCUUCUGUCUUGGGUGCAGGACAACAGAGCUCAACGGACUUAAGAAGGCAACAUUAGCAUCAGAAAACAUGUAAAAACGAAAUAUAGCAACGUGACACUGUGGGGUGGGCUGCUUGA
Messenger RNA from Choloepus didactylus (southern two-toed sloth), 1531 nucleotides. RefSeq names its product fragile histidine triad diadenosine triphosphatase (gene FHIT). Gene Ontology annotation, biological process: purine nucleotide metabolic process; intrinsic apoptotic signaling pathway by p53 class mediator; diadenosine triphosphate catabolic process. The coding region runs from base 442 to 888 and encodes 148 amino acids. NCBI's taxonomy places the organism in Eukaryota, Metazoa, Chordata, Mammalia, Pilosa, Megalonychidae. Gene Ontology annotation, molecular function: bis(5'-adenosyl)-triphosphatase activity; ubiquitin protein ligase binding. Gene Ontology annotation, cellular component: nucleus; cytoplasm; plasma membrane. The record is from RefSeq and is a predicted model, not a curated record. The transcript has 11 exons.